Eublepharis macularius is the source of this 528-nucleotide messenger RNA. RefSeq names its product dynein light chain 1, cytoplasmic-like. The record is from RefSeq and is a predicted model, not a curated record. NCBI's taxonomy places the organism in Eukaryota, Metazoa, Chordata, Lepidosauria, Squamata, Eublepharidae. The transcript has 2 exons. The coding region runs from base 1 to 528 and encodes 175 amino acids. Gene Ontology annotation, cellular component: cytoplasmic dynein complex. Gene Ontology annotation, biological process: cilium assembly; microtubule-based process. Gene Ontology annotation, molecular function: dynein intermediate chain binding; dynein light intermediate chain binding.
AUGGUGAUGUCACUUCAGGAAGUGACGACGUUGUGCUCCCCAGGGAUGCGCAUGCCAUGUGUGUUCCUGGGGCGCCUGCCAGUGGUGGGCGAUCUCUGGACAGCCCCAAACCUCCUGUUCAUAGCCAACUACUGGCAGGCAAGCAGUUCGUUGUGCGAUGGGGGAGCCGGAGGAGCGCAGAGUUGCCAACCUGCCCAUCCACUCCACCAACAUCCCUUCCCACCAUCCUCGGAAGCAGCCCAGCAGCACACGGCCACCGUGAGUGAUCGAAAGGCUGUGAUCAAUAAUGCGGAUAUGUCUGAGGAGAUGCAGCAGGACUCUGUGGAGCGUGCUGCACAGGCCCUGGAAAAAUAUAACAUUGAGAAGGACAUUGCUGCUCACAUAAAGAAGGAGUUUGACAAGAAAUACAAUCCUACUUGGCACCGUAUUGUGGCAAGAAACUUUGGCAGUUGUGUGACUCAGGGGAACAAACACUUCAUCUACGUUUACCUGGGCCAAGUUGCGAUUCUCCUCUUCAAAUCCGGUUAG